Molecule: messenger RNA, 1705 nt
Organism: Pistacia vera
Lineage: Eukaryota; Viridiplantae; Streptophyta; Magnoliopsida; Sapindales; Anacardiaceae
Product: DNA repair protein XRCC3 homolog
Exons: 2
Coding region: 45-944 (299 amino acids)
Biological process (GO): telomere maintenance via recombination; t-circle formation; resolution of mitotic recombination intermediates
Cellular component (GO): Rad51C-XRCC3 complex; replication fork
Molecular function (GO): ATP-dependent DNA damage sensor activity; four-way junction DNA binding; ATP binding
Source: RefSeq, a predicted model, not a curated record
UAAACUUUUAAACUCAUAUCUAUUGCCGCCAAUUUUCCCAAUCUAUGAGACCGCAAAACUUGCUCCACCGCCCAUUAACCACCCAAAAGUGCACCCUUGGCUGCCCGAUCCUCGACCGCUGCGUCGGCGGCGGCAUUCCCUGCAACUCCAUUACUGAGCUGGUGGCCGAGAGCGCCUCCGGCAAGACCCAAUUCUGCCUCCAACUCUCCCUCUACGCUCAACUCCCUACCUCCCACGGCGGUCUCUCCGCCUCGUCUCUCUACCUCCACACAGAAUUCCCUUUCCCCCUUCGCCGGCUCCGCCAACUCAGCGCCACUUUUCGCAAUUCCAAUUCGGCCCUUCUAGCUAAUAAUGAUCAUAACCCCUGUGAUCACAUAUUUGUUCAGAGUGUACAUUCUGUGGACCAACUACUCGAUGAAAUGCCCAAGAUAGAAUCUUUUAUUAAAAAUUCAAAGUCUCGACUGCCUAUCAGGCUCAUUGUGAUUGAUUCUAUUGCGGCUUUGUUUCGAUCCGACUUUGAGAACACCCCAGGUGAUCUUAAAAAGAGGUCGUCUUUGUUUUUCAAGAUAUCAGGGAAGUUAAAGGCGAUGGCGGUGGGGUUUGGUUUGGCGGUUUUGGUGACCAAUCAGGUGGUUGAUUUGAUUGAGCCCAAUGAAGGAAUAAAUGGGUUGAGGAUAGGGAAUUUGGGUUGUUUGUAUUCUUCAGGAAGGCGGGUUUGUCCUGCUUUGGGGUUAGCUUGGGCUAAUUGUGUGAAUUCAAGGUUGUUUUUGUUGAGGAAUGAAGAGUUUGUUAGUGAAGAGAAUGGGACAGUGAAUGGUGGUGGGGAAGAUUUUGUGUGUAGGAGGGCAAGAAGGCGGCUUUGUGUUGUUUUUGCGCCUCAUUUGCCUGAUUCAUCUUGUGAGUUUGAGAUCACAAGAGAAGGGGUUUUUGGAGUUGAGCGAUAAGGGUUUGUGUUUUUGCACAAAUAUUGUCAUUUGAAGGAAUUCAGAUAGAGAUGGAGCAGCUUGGAUGUGCAUAUCAGAACCUUUUUCAGAAGCUUCCCAAGCAUAUUGAGUUUCUUCAACUCCAAUGCUUGCCCCUUCAUUCUAUAUUUAUUAUCUCCUCCAUAGAUCAACAUUAGGCAGCGGAUCUUCACGCAUAGACCGACUCUUCUUCGGAUCAUGAUAAACCGAAUCUACAUCAAGAGUCAGCAUGUCGGUACUUCACUGUAUCCUUCCGAAUACGGAAAUUCCUCACCAUUCCUGACUUCCUAUACUUCCGCCAUUAGUAGUACAACGAACACACUUCAUAUGCUUGCUCUCAUUGACCUUCAGAUCAGCAUCUUCAUCAUCCUCCUUUCCAUUCUUCAAACAGUUUAUCGCAUCUAAUUUUUGAAGCUGCUGGUCUUUAGGGUACUUCCCUCUAGCCUCAUCCCUAGCUUUGUAUAGCUGAACAACACGAGUGUAGAUCGCUGAGGUCUCGUUUGACAUUGUAAUCAAGCUCAAAAUGCUCAAUGUAAUCAUCAGCUGCAAUGUUCAUGUUUGUGAAUUUUGCUUCUUUUUCUCUCGGCCUCUUAAAGCACAACUUAGUAGUAUGUGUAAUUGCACCACAUUUUUCACAAGCGCCCUUCCUGUACUUGGGAGCUUGAAAUUUUUUUACACCUUUGUGAUACAAUGAUUUAGAUCGAGUGUAUUUUGGUUGCUGUUUCUUUUGGUGAUUCAAGGUG